GGCGGAGCCGCCGCCAUGCUGCCUGCACGGCGCCCCCUGGCGGCGCUGCCCGGCGCGGGAUUGCGGCGGCUCUCGCGAGACUUCCCCGUCCGCUCCGCCAAGAUGGCGGCGCCCAUGGAGGCGGCGGGCCCGUUCCGCACCCGGGACGUGCUGCUGCCCGGCGGCCCGGCGGACUUCGGCUCCCUCCUGCUGUCGCCGCCGGUGCUGGCGGGGCUGCAGGCGGCCGGGUUCCAUCGGCCGUCUCCGGUUCAGCUGAAGGCCAUCCCGCUGGGGCGCUGCGGGCUGGAUCUCAUCGUGCAGGCCAAGUCUGGCACCGGCAAGACGUGCGUGUUCGCCACCAUCGCGCUGGACGCGGUGCUGCUGGAGAGCCCCGCCACGCAGAUCCUGAUCCUGGCUCCCACGAGGGAGAUUGCUGUGCAGAUCCACGCCGUGAUCACAACGAUUGGCGUGAAGAUGGAAGGGCUGGAGUGCCACGUGUUCAUCGGAGGGACUCCGCUGAGCCAGGACAGGAGCAGGCUGAGGAAGUGUCACAUCGCCGUGGGCUCCCCAGGGCGGAUCAAGCAGCUGAUCGAGCUGGACUACCUGAGCACGGCCAGCGUGCGGCUGCUGGUGCUGGACGAGGCAGACAAGCUGCUGGAGGAGGGCAGCUUCCAGGAGCAGGUCAACUGGAUCUACUCCUCCCUGCCUGUCAACAAGCAGAUGCUGGCCGUCUCAGCCACCUACCCCGAGUCCUUGGCUGCUGCUCUCACCAGGUACAUGAGGGAGCCCACGUUCGUCAGGCUGAACCCCACGGACCCCAGCCUUCUUGGGCUGAAGCAGUACUACAAAAUCGUGCAUUCCCAUCCCCUCCCACAUAAAACCUUUGAGGAAAAAACCCAGCACCUGCAGGAGCUGUUCAGCAAGAUUCCUUUCAACCAAGCCUUGGUCUUCUCAAAUCUGCACAGCAGGGCUCAACAUCUGGCUGAAAUACUGACGUCCAGAGGCUUCCCUGCCGAGUGCAUCUCAGGCAACAUGAAUCAAAAUCAGCGACUCGAUGCCAUGGCUAAAUUAAAGCAAUUCCACUGCAGAGUCCUGAUCUCCACAGACUUGACAUCUCGUGGGAUUGAUGCCGAGAAGGUGAACCUGGUCAUCAACCUGGACGUGCCCCUGGACUGGGAGACCUACAUGCACCGCAUCGGCCGCGCCGGCCGCUUCGGCACCUUGGGGCUGGCUGUGACCUACUGCUGCCGUGGCGAGGAGGAGAACACCAUGAUGAAAAUUGCUCACAAGUGCAACCUGCAGCUUCUUCCUCUGCCAGAGCCAAUCCCCCCUGGAAUGAUGGAGCAGUUCGAAGGUGGGCAGGUAGAAGUUAAACCUGCAAUACCCACGGGUCCUGUGGUGAGCUGUGACACUGUGUGUCCUAAACCAGAGCAGCCGGUGCUGCAGCCUGUCCAGAAUGGCUUUCCAGACACACCUCAGCCUCCCUCCAGUCUCCCAAGGGAUAAUUCUUCUGCAGAAAGGCCAAAAAAGGCUCCGAAGCAAAAACAGAUGAAAAAGUGCACAAAUCCUGCAAAUGUAGAGAAAAAUAGAACUCCCCAAACUUCCAGGUGUCACACAGAGCAGAGGAACCAAGUGAAACCCCUCUCCAGGAUGGAUGAACAGCACAGCACUCAGGCUCCAGAUGAGGAAGCCUUAAAAGAAAAUCUUCCCAAAAUUCCAUGCUUGUCUUCUUUCAAAACCCAACUCACCAAUCCCUGGAGCUUCUCAGAUUUUGUUGAAGAUUAUGAUUAUUUCAUUAAAGAAGGGUCAGAGAGAGAGGUGGAGAUUUUAAGAAGUUACUCAGGCCCAGGAGAGCAGCGUGGGCUGCCCAGAAAUGGGGAUGUGGAGUGGGAAGAGGUGGAACACCACCUGGAGAUGGAGCACCAGCCAGAGGUGGAACACCACGUGGAGAUGGAGCACCAGCCAGAGGUGGAACACCAGCCAGAGACAGCAGCAGGCGGGGCUGUGUCUGCUGACAGUGAUGGCUCAGAGAGCUCCAGGGCUUCCUUUAACAGCAGGGCACACGCCUCGUGCUCUGAGGCCUUUUCAGACCCACAGGAGCCAGCUGCUGUGCCCCCAGCACGGCGGGGCCCCGCGGGUCUCUGUCCCACACCCGAGAGGCCUCGGGAGCUAUCCCACAGCCCAAGGCAAAAGGAAGUGAAAAAGAAAGUCCCAAAACAAAAUGCCAAACAGAAGAGAAGCCACAAGCAUCAAUUCUGCAGUCCUGCCGCGAGCAGAGCUGAGCAGGAGCGGAGCUGCAGCUCCUGGGAGGAUGCUGCCCACGAGGCCUGGGGCUCUGAGGACUUCUGGAGGUGUUACUGCCAGGCCUGGCAGAGCUACUACACAGCAGUAUGCCACUACAGCAGGAGCUACUGGCACCUGAGCUGCAGCAGUGCCUGCCACAUCAACUCAGUCUAUCUCCAGGAGCUGCUCAGGGAUGGGGAUUGAUGUCCUGCUGCUGCUUGGGACCAGGGCUGGACAGGGCCUGUGACAGCAGGCUCUCUGGAGGACACUGACAGGAGACAGAUGUUGUUUGAGAUGGAGAAAAAUGGUGUCUUUUUAUAAGCAGCUGUGUCUGGUAAAUGUUUUACACUGGUCCAGUGACGGUGUUACAAUUUGUUAAUAAAAGGAGAACAAAGA
Motacilla alba alba is the source of this 2658-nucleotide messenger RNA. It is a transcript of the gene DDX20, whose product is annotated as DEAD-box helicase 20. Lineage: Eukaryota; Metazoa; Chordata; Aves; Passeriformes; Motacillidae. The record is from RefSeq and is a predicted model, not a curated record. Bases 16 to 2466 code for a protein of 816 amino acids. Gene Ontology annotation, cellular component: SMN complex. The transcript is spliced from 11 exons. Gene Ontology annotation, molecular function: RNA helicase activity; ATP binding; RNA binding. Gene Ontology annotation, biological process: spliceosomal snRNP assembly.